This is a messenger RNA of Drosophila persimilis, 482 nucleotides long. Its product is annotated as larval cuticle protein 65Ag1. Bases 37 to 345 code for a protein of 102 amino acids. NCBI's taxonomy places the organism in Eukaryota, Metazoa, Arthropoda, Insecta, Diptera, Drosophilidae. Gene Ontology annotation, cellular component: chitin-based extracellular matrix. The record is from RefSeq and is a predicted model, not a curated record. Gene Ontology annotation, molecular function: structural constituent of chitin-based larval cuticle. The transcript is spliced from 2 exons.
AACCGAAGACCAAACAACAAACAACCAACAAUCACCAUGAAGUUCCUCAUUGUCUUCGUUGCCCUCUUCGCCGUGGCUCUUGCCGCUCCUGCCGAUGAUGUGACUGUCCUCCGCCAGAUUUCCGAAGUCGGACCCGAGAGCUUCAGCAAUGCCUACGAGACCAGUGAUGGAACAUCCGUCCAGUCCGAGGGACAGCUGAAGAACAUUGGAGCCGAGAACGAAGGCAUCGUCUCCAGAGGCUCGUACAAGUUUGUGGCCGAUGAUGGACAGACCUACACCGUCAACUGGGUCGCCGAUGAGAACGGUUUCCAGCCCUCCGGCGCUCAUCUGCCAGUUGCCAAUUAAGUUAAUCCACAGAAGUCAACUUUGAUUCAGUCCCCUGUUAAUAUCCCCAAAAAAUAUCCCAAAAGCGAUCUAGUCUUCUCGAUCCAGUUCGAAAGGAUGAAAGUCCAAGUCAAUUGUUGAAUAUUAAAGAAAAUAAU